UUUAAUCAUCUUAUAUUAUUUGCAAGUGUUUUGAUGCUAAAUAAGUUCAGCGCUUGCGCGCCUGUACCACAAGAGGAUGAAUUGACAUCAGCGAAGAAUGAAUCUUACAAUGGCACUACAGAAGAAGUGAAGGUUAUCCGUCUGCUUCGUGACAUCGAGCAAGAAAUACGACAUUCACCUUUGGGUUUAUUCGAUGAUACUCGUGAAAAUCAGAAAAAUUACACGAAUAUCCCGAACUCGAACACGGUUUACAUAAAACAAACAUCGGGAUUCAAUUCGGUUGUUACUGUGAACCGAACAGGGUUUGUCAACUACACUCAACAGUCGCUAAGUUCUGGAGAUGGUCGCGUCAAAAGACAAGCUGCAGCUGAACAAGCGAUCCGGCUUCCUGAUCCUGCAACAGUCAUGAAUUACAUCGAAAAUGUUCCUAAUUUUUACGAGAAUCUGGUACGAAGCAUCGCAUCAAUGCCGUUCAUCAGCGUCGCUGCAUCGCAUAAAUUUGGCAAGCAGGCUCGAAGUGGCGAUCAACGAAGCCGGCAGCUGACUGACAAUUAUCAGGAAUCAAAAUAUUGUUAUCGGGAAAUCGGCUGCUUUACCUUUACUCGGGAUUUUUACGAUCCUGCGUUGCGCCCUUUGAACGUGCCUCCUGAAUCUAGAGAGGCUAUCGGUACUCAGUUCGAUUUGUAUACGAGACUUCAGCCAAAUCGAGUGACGAUCUACCCACGAAACCUUCAAAAAUUUAAAUCUACGACUUUCAGUGCCAGCCGACCAACCAAGUUUAUAGUUCACGGUUGGAGCAGUUAUGGUACCAUCAAUUGGGUUCAGGAAAUGGUGAAAGCUCUACUAAAACACAACGACUACAACAUCAACAUAUCAAAUAAAUACUUUGUCCUCGCAGGAUACGUUAGUGAGAGGUAUCCUGGAAUCGGCCGCAUCACAGGACUGGAGCCUUCGCGUCCUCACUUUCAAGGCCUGCCCGUGACUGUCCGCCUCGACCCCACCGACGCGGUCUUCGUUGAUGUCAUCCACACUAACAGCCAUCCUGACCCAUACGCAGGAAGCAACGCCCUCGGUUCAGGAGACCUAAGCGGCCACAUCGACUUCUUCCCCAACGGAGGCCGUAUUCAGCCAGGGUGCCUCUCAGGGCCAGACUUUGGUUGCAGCCAUUCGUUCGCCCAGCGCCUGUUCACGGCAUCGAUCCAGGAAGACUGCCCCUUCCUCUCCUUCCCGUGUGAAACUUAUGAUGACUUCCUAAAGGGCAAGUGUUUCUCGUGCUCCGGUCCCCUGGGCUGCGCGCCGAUGGGCCUGAAUGCGGACUUGUGGAAGCCCCGGGGCAAGGAGGGAGUGGCGAUGUUCCUCACCACAUCGGACCAACCGGACUACUGUCAAUAUCACUACGGCCUGACCCUGCACCUGCAACCUGGAGCAGCCCCUGGUGCUUAUGUGUAUGGUCAACUCAACGUAACUUUAGCGGGAAAAAUCAGCUCCAAAAGUUUCCAAGUAACAAAGAGAGGCGCCGUGCGUCUGGAGCUCGGCACGUCGCCGACGUUUCUCCUUCGUCACGGCGACGACCACAGCUCCUGUGACGGCGUUGAGCUGAGCUGGCAUGCGCAGCAGGACGUGUUCAGGCCAUGCAAGGGACGAUGUGAGCCUCACUUGCGCCUCUCGUACGUCACCUUCACGCCUCUGGAUAACCGCGGUGUCCUCACAGGCAUCAGCUCAAGUGUGGAAAUGUGCGCGGAUACGAGCUCUGGCGUCACAAUCGGCAGCGGCGGCAGCGCCUGGUUGCGAAGAUGCUCGAGACUUUGACCUCACAACCAUGGAUCUCGUCUAGUCUUAUUUAAUAACAUUUAAAAAAUGACAAAAGUUGUUCUUACUGUCAUUGUUGAUGCCAUUAGUCGUGUUAGUUUAUGUAAGGCCAGUACUCAGCAGCGGCGCCCAUAGCAUGGAUGCGGCGGAAUGCUUCUUGUGUGAGGCUAAGUUGCCAUCUAGUUUUUAACAUCUAGUUGAUGUUAAAAAAUAAGUACGGAAGUUGCCGUAACUGUAAUUGCAGUUGCCAGUAAUAGUAUUAGUUCAUAUAGUAGAAAAAGUUGUA
Hyalella azteca is the source of this 2095-nucleotide messenger RNA. Its product is annotated as inactive pancreatic lipase-related protein 1. The coding region runs from base 34 to 1809 and encodes 591 amino acids. Lineage: Eukaryota; Metazoa; Arthropoda; Malacostraca; Amphipoda; Hyalellidae. The transcript is spliced from 10 exons. The record is from RefSeq and is a predicted model, not a curated record. Gene Ontology annotation, molecular function: lipase activity.